AGAUCAAUAGCGGGCCAGUGGCACAGCUGCGCGCGACCGGCCGACACGGCGCAGCCGGCGCCCCGGGCAUGUGACCACCUCCUCUUCGCCAGUGACGGACGCGGGCUCAGUGACGUGCCGAUCAGCGGGCGACCCGAGCCGGCUGCAGCUGACCCGGGCCGCUCCAGUGACCCGUCCGACUGCCGGUGACCUGCUGGUGACCUGCUGGUGACCUGCUGGUGACACGAUGUGGCGGGUGCCGGCGCCAGUGGCGCUGCUCGCGCUCCUCGCCCUCGAGUCGACCCGAACCAGUGACGUGCCGCAGAUCAUGGUACAAAACUGGGCGAGAAGCUUUGGGAACAUGAUCUCAACAGUGUGUGAGCUGCAUACGACGCACAAAAACAUAUCAAACGCGUACCAGCGAGGCGCCAGGGUCGUGGAGGUGGACGGCAUGGUGGUACUCACAAAGAUGGCCAACGACAUGAUCAACAUGAUGAACGCCAAAACGGACGCCGUCAAGAGGAUCGUCGACACGGCCGAGAUCGCUGCCAUGUCGCACCGCGAGAAAGCCCAGCUGGACGUCUUCUACUACAACGCUAAGAAGCUGAACGAGUUCGACGGCAAGAACCUGUCCACGCUCAGGGAGGGCUACAACCAGUUCGUGCUCGGCAACGCGUCCAAACACUUUAACGGCAUCCCGGUGAACCUGACGCACAGCACGGUGCACGUGCCCACAAACGUAUUCGACAAAUCCAUGGAGGUGAACAACACAAUCGCGUGGUCCGAGGCUCUGAACAUGGCCUUUACCUCCAACUUCAAGCUGGACCCGUCACUGUCGUGGCAGUACUUUGGCUCGUCCACCGGCAUCAUGCGUCAAUACCCAGGCGUGAAAUGGCUGGUGGACCCCAACGAGCCGGACAUGUUCGACUGCAGGAUGAGGGAGUGGUACAUCCGCGCCGCCAGCAGCCCUAAGGACGUCAUCAUUCUGCUCGACCUCUCAGGAUCCAUGACCGGCCUCCGAGUGGAAAUUGCCAAGCACGUGGUGCUCAACAUUCUGGACACGCUCAACACAAACGACUAUGUCAACAUUUACAACUUCUCCCAGGCGGCCCAGCCUCCGCUGGUGCCCUGCUUCAACAACACACUGGUCCAGGCCAAUUUAGAGAACAUUCGAAUCUUCAAAGACCGUCUGGAGAAUAUUACUACACACGGACUGGCGAACUUCACACUGGCCCUCACCGAGGCGUUUGAAGUUUUAACUAAGGCGCGCGAGAACAACGAGAGCAGCCAGUGCAACCAGGUCAUAAUGCUGGUGACGGACGGCGCGCCCGACAAGUUCCAGGAGGUGUUCAAUACGUACAACCGGCCCAACAUCCGCGUGCGCGUCUUCACCUACCUGAUCGGCCGCGACGUGGCCGACCGGGAGGCCGUCGAGUGGAUGGCCUGUACAAACAAAGGCUACUUCACGCACGUGACGGCGAUGGCCGAGGUGCGUGAGCAGGUGCAGAAGUACAUCCCGGUGCUGGCGCGGCCGCUGGUGCUCUCCUCGGUGGUGAACGAGUCGCAGCAGGGCGGCCACUUCAGCUCGCAACACCCGGUCAUCUGGACGGGCGUCUACGCUGACAUCGCCGACCCGAAGCUGACCGACUGGCUGUGGGAGAUCCGGGAGCGGGAGCGCCAGUACCGCCGCAGCAAAAACUACCAGGAGCUGCUGAGAAGGUCCACCGGGCCUGGUGAGAGCUCAGCCGGUGCCCAGUGCUAUGAGGACAUGCAGAACUUCCUCACGUACGGCGUCGAGAAACUCAACAAGUCGGAGCGCGAAAUGAAGGAGGCCGAGAUGUAUCGCGAAACCAAGCAUGCUCGCCGCCGGAGGAGGGCGAGGGCGACUCGGCACCGGGUGCGCCACGCGCGCCACCGCGCCGUCCACGCCGCCGGCCUCCAGUCGGGCGGGCGCAGUCGACUGCCGGGAGCGCACCACCUUGACGCGCUUACUAGCUCGAGUGUCGCUGACAGGCGGUUGUAUGAGGAGUUUCUGAGACAUCACCACCAGGGCAUGACGGACAGCGAGACCACGCAGCGCGGCUACCGACUGGUCACCUCCAUCGCCAUGCCCGUUUUCGACCGACUCAAGGAGCCCAGGAACGUGACGGAAAAGGUUUUCGUCAAUAAUACGCAAUGGGUUUACCGUACCCAAGAGAAAAAGGUGGCCCGUCUGCUGGGCGUGGCAGGCACCGACGUGCCCCUCAGCGACAUCCAGAAACACGCGCCGCCCUACAGGCUCGGUGUGAACGGUUAUUCCUUCAUCAUCGACAACAACGGCUACAUUUUGUACCACCCCGACAUGCGACCAGUGCACCGGGAGGCCACCAAGCAGUUUCAGGAGAUCCUGAAGCCCACCUACAAGACCGUCGACUUGGCUGAGGUGGAGAUUGUAGACGUAGACCAGCCGCGCUUCAACCACAGCAAACUGUUCGAGCUCCGAAAGGGCAUGAUCGACGGCUCGAAGGCACAACAUUCGAUCCAAGUCCGACAACAUCUGGACAAUAUGAAACGGGUGAUCAAGCGGCGCCAGAAGUACUUUUACACGCCGCUACGGCCGACGCCGUUCUCGCUGGCGAUCGUGCUGCCGGAGGGCUACGGCAAGAAGAGGAUCCGCGGCGAGGUGGAACUGACACAGGCGGCCAAACACGGAGAGCGCAGGCAGAUACUGGAGUACUUUGCGGGUCCGAAUUGGAGCGUCCACCCUGAGUGGGUGUACUGUGAAUACGACAACGACGCUCAUUCGUUAGACACCCCGAGGUCCCAGUAUCUGCACUUCCUCGAAAAGGCGAUGAGCACGCCCGGUUUCGAGUGGCGCUCUCAGCGACUGUACCCGGUGGAAAAGCUCAAGGAAGCCGGACAGUCACAGUAUCGCACCGGCCAAAGAGAGGAAAAAACGUAUUUCUGUGACCGAGAGCUCUUCCAGUCUGUGGUCUUCGACGCCAAGGUCACGAUGCAGUUCAAAUUUGGACGGGGACAGUACGACUCGGCCGAGCAGUUCCGCACGUUCGGCGCCCUGCACAGCUUCGUGGCCACCAGGUCCGGCUUCACGCGCUGGAAAACCUACUUGCCCGACGACGCCCAGAUGACCAUCGAACCCGACAAUCUACGGUUCACGGCGGUGCGCGCCACUGACGAGAUCUGGUACAAGCGAGCCGUCGACUACUACCGGAACGACUCCAACGCGUUCGUCUAUUCGGUGCCGUUCGACGCCGGCCUGCGCAACGACUCGCUGGUGACGGUGGCGCAGGCCGUGUUUGUCAACAGCGAGCUGGGCAGCUCGCCGGCCGCCGUGGUCGGCAUGCAGUUCCUGCACUCCAAGUUCCGCGAGAAGUUCCUCUCCACGGCCAGCUGCCCCUCUCUGGAGGACUGCGAACAGACGUGCGCCUCGGACAGCCUCGACUGCUACCUGCUCGACGACUCCGGCUUCGUGCUCGUCUCCAAGCGGCACGAGGAGACCGGCAAGUUCUUCGGCGACGUGGACGGCACCGUGAUGGACGCGCUGCUGCACCACAACGUCUACCACAAGGUGCUGAUGUUCGACUACCAGGGCGUCUGCCUGGACGUCAUACCGACUGGCAGCAGCGCCUGGACCCUGCUCACGCCGCUCAAGUACCUGCAGUACCUGGUCAGCUGGGUUGGCAGCAAGCUGCUCUGGCUGCUGGUGCAGUCCAGCCUGCUGCACCUCUACGAUAUCAACCUGGCCUGGGCCGCCGAGAGGUCCUUCGGCGACUACACCGACCCAGAGAUGCCCGGUGUACAGAACGUGCCGCCGGUGGUCACGGACGAAAACGGUGAGGAGGUGGACCACUGCUACCGGGUCUCCAACGAGCAGCUCUUCAAGAUGGCGCACAUCGCCAAGACCAAGCCGCGGCCGUGCGACAAGCGCGUCUAUCUGUACACGCUCAGUCAGGACGCCAGGCCGGUGAAGGCGUCGAUGGGCUACUGCCACGGCAUUGGUAACACGUCCUGCAGCAGGGGAUUUGUCCUGGAGCGUGUGCCACUCACCAACAUGUUACUGCUGGUGGUGAACGCGCUCUGUCCCUGCGAGAACCAGCGCAUCUCCAUCGAGCCGCAGGAGGUGGACUACCCGCCCGAGGCGGUCUGCGAACGGCUGCUGCUCGAGCCGUACCGGCGGCGGCCCGCCAACUGCACGCACUACCACGUCAAGGAGGAGAGUCUGGACGAGAUGUGCGGGAGGAGCAGCGCCGCCCCGCUGGCCGUCUCUCUCCUCUCCAGCUGGCUGCUGGCGGGGAUCGCUCUGCUCACCACCAGCCGGGUGAUUGUGUAGAGCAGCGCACCGACACACCGCCCACGGUGCGGGCUGGUGACCGAGCCACGGCCGCCCGGCGGGGCGCUGCGGUGUCUGACAGUAUCGCGGCGGCCGGACAGCACAGCGCUCACCGGACAAACGGGACGGACUGAGCCCGGCACUCGGCUUUGAGGUGGUGAUGUGAAGCUCUUCCAACCCGUCUAGGAAAUCUCUGAACAGAGCGGACUCGACCAGUCCGACCCUAGGGUCGACUUUUGGUCUGUCACUGUCCCGAGCUAGCGCAGUCAGGCGGGCAGAUUGGACGCUACCAAGCCGCCGCUAUUAAUUAGCCCAUGGACGGAGGGACUUUCAGGCGUGCCAGUGAACGGUGAACCGCACGGCCGCAUGCGUGUAAAUAUCGCGAUAGAUACGCUGUACUCAUUUGUGUACAGAUUUUGGCACGCCGAAAAUUGUACCGUUUGCUAAUGCUUUCCCAGCUAAUCGUUGCAGCCCACCUUGCAGUAGCGCUGUUGGAUGCGUUACGAUGAUAAGCUAUAUCAUGCUGCGGUGAUAUUACCUUUGUGUGUGCGUGUGUGCGCGAGUGUGUGUGUAGGCAGUAGGCAGUAGGCACACAUCUCCCGGUCAGUGUUCGACGGGGGCGCACUGGCUGUCAGCUGAUCGCUGAUGCCGUUUUGUUGACGCGACUGUUUUCUGUUAGCUGUUACCUGUGCUCCCAGCCGUUGCGGUUGGACCAGUUUGCCGUGUACGUUAGUGUCAUGUCCUGUGGGUCGCUGCCCGUAGAGACUCGUGUCAUAUCACUCAACCCGACGUAAAAGGCGCGUCUGUUAGAGGCAUUGCCGUUAUUAGGUCCAUUAGGUCCGGCCAAAUGGAACCAGUCAGGUAAAGAGCCAGUACCGGCAUUGAAGAAGUAAGGGUUCUUUUUGACGGGUGGAGAAAAGAACGACGUUAAUCAUGUUGAGUAGAGGUUUCUAGGUAACCAAAUAUCACUAGGUUAUGUAGGUAAUACCUGCUGUUUUGUCCGCCUUCCAUAUCAAUCACUAUAGUCGGGCACCGUAGGUCAGUGACCCCGUCAUUAGUCAGCGACUGUGGAGGGGACGUAUAACAUGCAACUCGUAAUCGGACCAUAAACACCUCUUGGGUGACUUCCAGCUUGACCAUCGAUAUCUUUUACUGGGUAACUCUAUCUUCAUAGGAGUCGAGCCAGCUUUGAAUGAUAGGAAACUUCCAAUGCCCAUGUCAAGAGCACUGAAUGCCGGCACCAAGCUGUCACUUAUGCGAAGCGGCAGAUACAGACUUGCAGUUCCGUCUUUAGGCGACCCACAGGUGCCCUUCAGAGCCCAGUCUAGAAGCAAUAUGGCCCCGGCCCGGUCAGACCCCUGUCAAGAGAAUGAAUCUGAUACGGUGCGGUGAGAUUUGAUUGAGAAGUGAGCCGUAAUCUGGCCCAAACUUUCCUGCGUGACAUGACUCAAAACCCUGUAGAUGUGGUGCAUGACCCAGCGUGAGUGGAGUUGGACCCGUGUGGAGCUGGUCGUCAAUGUGCAGGCUUCCGUGUAAUCUCACGUUGCCCUGUGUUUGUGUUUGUGUGUGGGAGAGUGACGUGUAACCCGUGUGACCCGGCGUGGGCCGGAGCGGCCGCUCGACGGGGCUGCUCCCGCCUCAGCCCCGCGGCCACUGGCGGCCCCCAGUGCAAUAGCCCGCGGUAGAGCCUAGAACGAGAUCACAGCGAGCGCGGCCGCCGGCGUAGUCUGGGUUCUGUCUUCCAACUUAGUGCCUCGUGUGCGGCGGUGGCGCUGCUGCCGGGCCCCCGAGCGGCCCUUUCAGUGAUAUGGCGCCGUUCGCAGCGGCCCGGGCCGGCCGGAUACGCUGCUCCGGCGAGCCCUGGCGCUCCGCCGCGCUCCCGCCUGUGGUACCGCGGCACUGUAGCUAGCCGAGACUGGCUCCGUGGUCGGCGCACCGCGCCGCAGCGUCCCGUGUGCCGCCCGUGACGCGUCCGUUUUGUUUGUCUCGGAGGCGGGUUUGUUUUGAAUGUGAUACGUGUUGGAGGGCGUCAAGCAAACCAGGUGUGUAAUUUCUACUCAUAGCGAUAUAGGAAAGUCAAUUUUAUAUGUCUUUUGUAUUCGGUUGCUUUGGGGCGCCAUGUAUGUGGUCCCUUUUGCUAGACGUGCUUCAUAGGCCGCCCAGCCUGUGCGCGGCGGGGCGGGCCGGUGUGGUGUAGUGGUUCCUUUCCAGCCGGGGGUGCCGACGGUGUGUCGGCGUCUCCUCUAGUCCCGACUUUGUCGUCCAUCUCUCCUUCUCUUCAUGUGCACGCUGCAGUCUGUGUCCGCGCGGCUGCGCGACCGCCGGUUGACGCAAUAUACAUAUACCGAGCUGCGGCUACA
Molecule: messenger RNA, 6669 nt
Organism: Amphibalanus amphitrite
Lineage: Eukaryota; Metazoa; Arthropoda; Thecostraca; Balanomorpha; Balanidae
Gene: stj
Product: voltage-dependent calcium channel subunit alpha-2/delta-3-like
Exons: 29
Coding region: 227-4309 (1360 amino acids)
Cellular component (GO): voltage-gated calcium channel complex
Molecular function (GO): voltage-gated calcium channel activity
Source: RefSeq, a predicted model, not a curated record